Messenger RNA from Penicillium daleae, 2898 nucleotides. RefSeq names its product patatin-like phospholipase family protein. Bases 1 to 2898 code for a protein of 965 amino acids. The transcript has 5 exons. Lineage: Eukaryota; Fungi; Ascomycota; Eurotiomycetes; Eurotiales; Aspergillaceae. The record is from RefSeq and is a predicted model, not a curated record. Gene Ontology annotation, cellular component: membrane. Gene Ontology annotation, biological process: arachidonate metabolic process.
AUGCAAAAUACGAUAAAUAUUGGCUGGCUUGAUGUGGGUGUCCGCGAGGAUUCCAGUCUUGCUGUCUUAGAUCAUGGUCGCCUACCACGUGUGGUCGACCAGUUGCCAGACCCCGGAAAUCAGUACCCAUCUUUAUGUGUUUUUCUAGGUGGGAAAACUAAGGAUCACGCCCUUCAGCGGCUAUAUACCCAGAACAAUAUAAAGAGACACAUCUCGGAAGCACAGAUCAAGCUCAGAUACGAUGUCGCCUCCUUGGAAAGUCGCCAGCCAGUUCUUUUGGCCGACGGUGAUAUUACGCAGGCGGGACACUUCCGUCCCACACUGAAACUUGCGGCUGGAAUGGGCCAACCUGUGUCGUGGGAUAACUAUUCCGCGCGUAGUCUGCUGCAAGUACUGUGGUCGCGGCUUAUAUUUCUUUUUGCAGAUGUGGUAUGCAUAUUCAUUGAUGAUAUUUCCAGCAUGAGAAUGGUCAUAAAGUUCCUGGUUGACUGCCUUGAACUUGGUUCUGCAUCUUCGCUACCUCAGUCCCUUUCACCAAGGGUGGUUUUCAUAUAUAGGACUGAAGUCACAGAUAAUGAGAUUGACAGGCCAUGCAGCAGCCUUUUCUACGAGGAUCUUCAAGAAAAUGGGUACAAAGACUUGUCUGGGCUAUUUUCCAGAAUUUCCUUUAUUGGUUUGCACAAAAGCGGCUUAUCAGAAACUGCGAACUACCUGCGGAUCAAAGCCUUUAUAACUGAAGAAGUAACGGGGAUAUCGUUUCUUCGACAAGUACAUCACUUUCGUCCGAAUGCUAUGCACUUCCGGGCGCUGUUUCAGUCAGCAUUUCAUCACACUCUUAACGACCCGUGGAAUUCUUUCGAUAUGGUGAAAGCCACGCGAAGAGAUCGCCCAGUAAGUCCGUGCGCAGAGUCAAAUCUUGUACACUAUCUUGAGAUCGCCCAUCGCGCGCGCCUGUCUCCGCACGAGCUAGCUCCCUCCAUUGCGUCAGCCCUCUUCAUGGAUCACUACGUUCCGGAGAUGUUUGCAACGAAUCCUCGUGAUGUUUUUGAGACCUUGUACCGGCACCUCGUGAGACAGGCUUAUGGCAGAGCUCAAAGAUCCUGGUCGGGAUUAUGUCCAGAAGAACAGACUGAUUUGAUCGACCGGCAUUUCUCUGAACGUUUUAAGCUUUUCUCGUGUGACUCAACAACAGCGGCAGAUUUACGGAAAAAACAACUCGAAUCUGAAAGUGGUCGACUGGGUUGUUUACGAAGUAAUCUUAUCUGUCUAUUCUGCAUUCUACAUACCCCGCAACAUGUUCUGGACUGCGGUCACACGUUGUGUGAUCGCUGUGCCCAGGUCUAUGGGGAGCCAGUGGCGGGAUUAGAGUACCGAUUUACGGUUAAAGGCUGUCUCUGCUGUCUCUACCAAAAGCCUUUGAUUGUGGAUGUUCUUCCACCAACUAUGAGCCCUACUGUCCUUGCCCUUGACGGCGGAGGCGUCAGAGGCGUUAUUCCUUUGGAGUUCCUCCUCCUUGUGCAAGAGCAUUUGCGGCCUUGCACCCUUCAGGAUCUGGUAGACCUCGCUAUCGGCACAAGCUCAGGAGGCCUCAUUGCUCUAGGGUUAUUCGCAAUGUCGUGGGAUGUCACAGAAUGCUCCGAGCGAUUCAACACACUAGCGCGUCAGAUUUUCAGGAAAAGACGGUCCGUCUUGCCCCUGCUGCUUCUUCAAGUCUCGGGCUACAAAUCACUGCUUGGUGAAGUGGCUAAAUGGAUCCAAUGGCUUCUACACGAUAGCUGUUAUGACUCCCAAAUUUUCGAUACCGCUCUUAAGGGCGCUUUCGGAGAAAAUCGCUAUCUCUUUGGUGCUACCAGGGAACGUCCUCCGGGUCAAAGACGGUCCGGCCUAAAGGUGGGAGUAAUUACAACGAGCAUUUCCAGGGACACAAGUACAUUUGUGAUCGGGAAUUUCAAUUGGGCGGGCCACAACAGCCGCUCCUUUGGAAUCGGUUCCUUUCAGGAUGGUGGAUUGAAACACAAUUUUUCUGGGGAGAUCGCGAGUCAGGUUUCUAACCAGAUUUGGCCCCUGUCCAUGGGAUCCAUACGGAUGGUUUCUAUGGGGACUGGAAAGGCCCCUCCAGAUGAACAGAUUCCUCAUUUUCGCCACAUAUUUCGGGAUGGUUUUCUUCGCAGGGGUUUUGACGCAUGGAUGUCUACAAUGGACACAGACACUGAUUGGAAGAAUUGGAGAGGCAGGCUGAGCGAGUCAGUCAGAGGAGACUGCCACCGCCUGGAUGUCUCGUUAGGAAAUGCACCUCAGACAAUUGACGCGGUGGGGGCCAUGAACGACUAUCGCGAUCUUGUACUUCUCCAGCCCGGGAGCGCGCGGAUAGCUCGGGAUGCGGCAACAACAUUGCUGAUCUCCAGAUUCUUUUUGCUAGUUGGCUCGUUACCGGAGCAGACUUCUGUCCCGUUUUGGUGCCCCGGGUCAGUGCGCUGUAAAGGCCCAGCCCGGGAGAUCAUUCUGGCCUUGGAAGAUCUUUACCCGGAAGGCCUUAGUUAUGUCUCAGACAGCGGGCUAAUUGAUGGAUUCGGGGGACUGGACAGUUUGUGUCCUUCAUGCGGAUGCUACAAUCAUCCGAUCUCCUUCCUGACUCGCCACUUGGACUAUACAAUCAAUAUCUACAUACAAUCACGAACCAAAAAAAAGUGGAGAAUAUCUGGUUUUCCUGAAAGUGUGGCGACCUUCGCUUCGAGGCAAGGCCUGCAUUCAUCAUUCGGCCACGGAGAUCAUAACUACCCUUCUCGCAAACCGUGUCAGAGCUGUGACGUCAGUAAAGGCGCCACAAGGGGUAAGAGGAGGAUGGUCGAAUCCUGCGACUCUAGGGAGACUGGUUCUAGGAAACGGACACAAGCUUGA